AUGUCCAAAGCUGCUCCUGCCAAAAAACCAGCGGCUGUGGCCCGGCCUCUGGGAUGUACCCUGAAUAUCAAUGACCCUCAGGUCCAGAAAGCAGCCAUUUGCAUCCAGGCCUUUUACAGGGGCCACAGGUCCCGGAAGGAGCUGUGCGAGAACGGGCCGCAGCCAGUGCUGGAGCCGCUGAAGGCCGUGGUGCUGAUCGAGGGCAGCGCAGCCAAGCUGACUUGCCAUUUCCCGGACCCAUUCAUCCGCUAGAGCAAGGACGGCAAGGAGCUGCGCGACGGGCCCAAGUAUCCUUACGUCUUCCAGGACCCCGACGUCGUCGCACUGAUGGUGCGCGAUGGCGAGCUGGCAGACCUGGGCCAGUACAGCGUCAACGUAACCAACCCCUUCGGCCAGUGCUCGGCCUCGGCGCGCAUCCUCGUGGAAGUCCCCGCGAAGAUUCAGAAGGGACCGGAUAACACUAAGGCGCGCAAAGGCACCACGGUGACGCUGACUGCGGCGAUCUUGGGCGAACCUGCGCCCGACGUGGGCUGGAGCAAGGACGGGGAGGACAUCGAGGAGGACGACAGGGUGUUCUUCGACGCCAGCAGUACCACCACCACCCUGACCAUUCACCGGGCCACGCCCGAGGACAGCGUGUACGAGGUAUACGUGGAGAACAGCCUGGGCAUGGACCAGAGCUUCGCAUGGACGUGGCCUGAAAGGGACCCUCAGAUCUUUCGCCCUGGCUCCCAGCCCGGGCCCCCACCCUCUGGUGGCGGGGGUCUGCGCCCUGGCCGCGCCCAUUUCAAGGCUGGCCACACCUCCUCUCGUCUCAAGCCGGGCUUCUGCCUGUGA
This is a messenger RNA of Diceros bicornis minor, 837 nucleotides long. RefSeq names its product SPEG neighbor (gene SPEGNB). Gene Ontology annotation, molecular function: protein binding. NCBI's taxonomy places the organism in Eukaryota, Metazoa, Chordata, Mammalia, Perissodactyla, Rhinocerotidae. The record is from RefSeq and is a predicted model, not a curated record.